UCCUCUUAUAUUACUCUAUUAUUAUAAACUAUUCCACACGCCUAUCUUUCAUACUAGGAUCCUUUACCACAUCCACCACUAUGCCUCAGUCUUCCUCUGUCGCUGGGAAAGAAUGCCUUCGCGAGAUAAUUAAUAUCAACAUAGAGGUGCCCGAGGCUGUAAGCCCAGCCACGUUAAAAACAGCCCAGAACCUGUUAAGCCGCUUGGAGAGAGAUAGCAUUGAAACAGACCAGGAACAUACUAUUUCUCUGGCAAAUGAGAUAAGACGUCGUGUUUCUAAGGCGACAAGACGUCUCUCUGCAGAGGCUAGGUAUACAGAGGCCAGCGCAAGCCUUGCAGAGAUGGAAGUUUUGAAAUUCCGUCUCCAUUAUGGUGAUUAUAUAGCUGCGUUUCUCCGAGAGCUCCAGGGCAACUCUCGGCAUCUGCAGGCCAGGGGCACUGCUGGUACUGCAGGUCCUGAUACCUCAACGACGGUGGACAAGGAGGCGCUCGCUUUCUUCAAAAACGCCAAAUGGACAGCGAUCCAUGAGCGCCUUGCCUGUGAAUAGGAUCGCAAAGGCACGGCAGGGGGCAGGACUGUUCCUGAUAUUACAGACACACCUCUUAUCCACCUGAUCGAAACACUUGGGAGCCUGACUAGUAUAAGUGCCGCGCAAAUCACGGCCUUGAUCUCUGCAUACACCGCAAGAAACGCCAUGGCACAUGGACCCCUCGCUU
This is a messenger RNA of Trichoderma harzianum CBS 226.95, 717 nucleotides long. RefSeq lists its product as hypothetical. The transcript has a single exon. The annotation marks the transcript as partial. Lineage: Eukaryota; Fungi; Ascomycota; Sordariomycetes; Hypocreales; Hypocreaceae. The record is from RefSeq and is a predicted model, not a curated record.